Messenger RNA from Galeopterus variegatus (Sunda flying lemur), 1293 nucleotides. RefSeq names its product pancreatic triacylglycerol lipase-like. Gene Ontology annotation, biological process: lipid metabolic process. Gene Ontology annotation, molecular function: triacylglycerol lipase activity; protein binding. NCBI's taxonomy places the organism in Eukaryota, Metazoa, Chordata, Mammalia, Dermoptera, Cynocephalidae. The record is from RefSeq and is a predicted model, not a curated record.
AUGCUGCUGCUCUGGACACUGUCACUGCUGCUGGGAGCAGUAGCAGGAAAAGAGGUCUGCUACGACAGACUCGGCUGCUUCAGCAAUGAAGCGCCAUGGGCAGGAACAACACAAAGACCCCUCACAGUACUGCCCGAUUCUCCAGAAGACGUGAACACCCGCUUCCUCCUGUACACCAACGAGAACCCGGACAGCUACCAAAAACUUGCUGCAGAUUCAUCAACUAUCAGUAGCUCCAAUUUCAAAACAAGUAGAAAAACCCGUUUUAUUAUCCACGGAUUCAUAGACACAGGAGAAGAAAGCUGGCUGGCCAAUUUAUGCAAGAACAUGUUCCAGGUGGAAAGCGUGAACUGUAUCUGUGUGGACUGGAAAAGUGGCUCCCGAACUACAUACACAAAGGCCACACAGAAUGUCCGGAUUGUGGGGGCAGAAGUGGCAUAUUUGGUUGAAUUUCUUCAGUCCUCAUUCGGGUACUCACCUUCCAACGUCCACGUCAUUGGCCACAGCCUGGGUUCCCACGCUGCUGGGGAGGCUGGAAGAAGGACCAAUGGGACCAUUGGACGAAUCACAGGGUUGGAUCCAGCUGAGCCUUACUUUGAGGGAACCCCUGAAUUAGUUCGAUUGGACCCCAGCGAUGCUCAAUUUGUGGAUGUAAUUCACACGGAUGCUUCUCCCUUUUUCCCCAACUUGGGGUUUGGAUUGAGUCAGACUGUGGGCCACCUAGACUUCUUUCCAAAUGGAGGAGAAGACAUGCCCGGAUGUGAUAAGAACAUUAUCUCUACGAUUGUUGAUGUAGAUGGGAUCUGGCAAGGAACUCGUGAUUUUGUGGCCUGUAAUCACUUAAGAAGCUACAAGUAUUAUUCUGAUAGCAUCCUCAACCCUGAUGGCUUUGCUGGAUUCCCUUGUACCUCUUAUGAAGAUUUUACUAAAGUAAGUAAACUCUACCUUCCACAUAAAGAGCUGGAGAUGUGCGUUUCCAUAACACCGUCUGGAAGAAUAGCCAGUGGUCAAGUCAAAGUUGCUUUGUUUGGAAAGGGAAACACUCAUCAGUAUGAUGUCUUCAGGGAAAUUAUCAAACCGGGCUCUACCCAUUCCAGUGAGUUUGGUGCAGAACUCGAUGUUGGAGCAGUUGAUAAAGACAAGUUUUCUUGGAAUAAUAACGUGGUAAAUCCAACCCUCCCCAAAGCAGGUGCAGCCAAGAUCACUGUUCAAAAGCGAGAAGGGACAACCGUGUACUUUUGCAGCCGGGAAACCAUGGGAGAAGACGUUCUGCUGGCUCUCACGCCCUGGUAA